AGAGACAUGCACGUGGUGAUAUAAAUUGACAUAGAUAUAUUUGACACUUAGGAAUGACAAUUGUACAUGUAAUAAAUAUGGAUUGACAGUGACACAAGAAUUCGUGAAAUUUAUGGCUCAUUUUAUCAAGCACGCCAACGCAUCCAAAGAGUUGCCGAUUCUAUUAUUACUUGAUAACCACACUUUCCAUCUCAGCGUGGAGGCCAUGGAUAUAGCAGUUGAUAAUGGCAUCACGAUGCUUUCUUUCUCUUCCCAUUGCUCGCAUCGUAUGCAACCCUUUAGAUGUUAGCGUAUUCGGUCCAUUCAAAAAGAUGUUCUACACCCAGUGCCAAGCUUGGAUGAAAAAUCACAUCGGCAGAGAUUUGGAAUUACAUCACAUAGCGCCUAUCGCUGAUAAAUGUCUCGAUGCGUGUACCACGCCUAAGAAUAUCAAAUCUGGGUUUAGAGCAACGGUUAGUCCAGAUGGCAUCGAAACCGUCGCACAUAAAGAGACCACUUCUGAAGUCACCACUUCUAAAACGGCCAGCACAUCAUUGGCGCCGGGCACAUCGGCUGCAGUUCUUCGCAGUGCAUUGCAAGAUGUUGGACCUCUCAAACACGAUACACCGGCCAAAAAAUCCAAGCGAGGCCGCAAGUCAAUGGAAACUACCAUUUUGACUUUGCCUCAAAAUGUGGCCAACUUACACAAGAAAGCUGAGGACAUUAACCUUGUAUAUCGUAAAAACCAUUUAUUUCAAUUUGUUUUUCGCGCGCGAAUUUGGGACCGCGCCUUAUCGCGCGUAGUAAUAUUCGGCAGAGAGCGUGCCUAGGAGCCCCCCCACUCGGGCGAGCGGGCGAGAGCUAACUCGAUCGCGGAGAGAAGCGGACGCACGCGUGAGGCGACACGUUUUCGCGAGAACAAAGGCGUCUAGUAUUUUUACCUGCGAUAACGCUUUCAGUUAUACCCUUAAGUGCAACGAAACUAGCUUGUAUUUUGACCGAAGCAAAUAAAUAUUGUGAUAGAAGAAGAGUUAAAAAUCUUUUCGACCACAUCGUCGCUGACUCCUUCCAGAGACACGUGUGGCGGGCACAUGCCCUCAGCGUAAUCAUUACGCAACAUCUUGUUUAGAAUAAUAAAGUCGUCAAAACGAGGAGUAAAAUAUAAUAUGUACAA
Molecule: messenger RNA, 1153 nt
Organism: Nylanderia fulva
Lineage: Eukaryota; Metazoa; Arthropoda; Insecta; Hymenoptera; Formicidae
Source: RefSeq, a predicted model, not a curated record